GGGACUGAAAUCCAGUCAGAGAGGCAGUUGGUAUGGGAAGCUCAGACCAUAAGAGUGCUCUGCUACAGCGGCGUGUAACUCAGCUUCGUGAGGAAAAACCUAGACAGGAUUCAGUGUAGUUUCUAAUAUGCAUCAGGAAUUCUACAAGACCAAGACAGUGUAAUAGUGCAAAUGAUGAUGUUCUGCGAGGCUCAUUCAAGAACUCCAGAGUUCAAUCAGAGACCAGUAUUCUUAGUAAGUGAUUUUGCUAAUCGCAUGCUAACAUCUUCUGAUAAGUUAUAGUCAACAGAGCAAUGGGUGGGAAGCAGUCCCGCACUUUGUCCAGCAAGGAGUUGAAUGACAUGAGUGUGAGCCAACGGAGACAGAGUGCAAUUAGAGACGACCAGUCCAGCAUGACCUUGGCUGCUGGGAGGAUCCGAAGACACACUAGACUGCAUUUUGGUUACAGCACCCUAAGUCUAGCCAUGCGAGGACUAAAUGAAACACCAACUGAACUAUGGCAACUCCAAGACCUUCAGAAGCUAAACUUGUCAAUGAACUGCCUGCGCUCUUUGCCCUCUUCCCUGGGUGCUCUUGACAAUCUGGUGGUUCUAAACUUGUGGGGGAACAACCUGUCCCGCCUUCCACCUGAGAUUGGCCUUCUAAAAAAACUGCGUGUGCUCUUCGCCUGUCGCAACCGCCUGAGUGAGGUACCAGAGGAGCUGGGCUCCUGUACCUGUCUGGAGGUGCUCAGUUUGGCCAAUAAUCAGAUCACAGGCCUGCCAAGCAGCUUGGCAGCCAUGCGCAAUCUCACGAAACUCAAUCUCAGCCACAACCACAUCGCUCACAUUCCCACCUGCGUCUAUAGCAUGAAGGGUCUGGUCUUCCUCCAUCUCGCCUACAACCGCCUGGAGACCAUUGCGGACCAGAUUCAGGACCUGGUUAAUUUAAAAAUCCUCAUUGUGGAAGGAAAUAGCAUACACACAUUGCCCAAGACUCUGUGCUUCCUGGAGUCUUUAGAACUCCUAAAUGUUGACUUCAAUGAUCUGCAAAGCGUACCAGUGGAAAUGUACUUGUUAAGUAAGCUGAGGCGGCUUGCGUGCCACCCGCUCGAUAAAGGACUCCAUAUUGUGCAUAACCCCCUUCUCAAACCUAUCCAGGAGGUGCUACAAGGAGGACUCAGUGCUCUCUAUAACUACCUCAAGCCCACUUGAGAGGGUACUACUGUGCAUGUGUGUCUAAAAGAGUGUGCUGUAAGGGGAAGCUGCCACAAAUCUGACCCUUGGCAUAUUGUAGUCACGCUCUGAGUUUGUUGUUACCUCAGACUGUCUGUCAGUGAUAUCAUGAUUCAAAGCAACUGCUCAGUAAUAGUUUUAUAAGUAAUCUUUUAAUCACUGACAGAUUUUCUAUUUUUCAUGUAAUGUUAGGUUAUAAAUAAACCAACUGUUGUGUCACAUCUAAAUAUUUGUUAAGUAACGGGGUCAGGAUGAGUAGUUCAGCUCAAGCAAAAAUUCACAGGUCUGCAUUUGGGUGCUGAUUACUGUUCAGCUGACCUUGUUGGGCUCGCAGCAGUGAAAGACAUAGGGCUAAGUUCAGCUCUCUAAGCACAGCUCUCUUUGUUGCAUUCAGGUCACAGGGAUCAGGUGUGUAAAGUCAGUGGAAAGAACAGCGGAGGGAGCUUAAGAUCUGCAAAAGAAUAAAACAAAAUGCAACAGGGA
This is a messenger RNA of Maylandia zebra (zebra mbuna), 1697 nucleotides long. RefSeq lists its product as uncharacterized. Gene Ontology annotation, molecular function: protein binding. Lineage: Eukaryota; Metazoa; Chordata; Actinopteri; Cichliformes; Cichlidae. Gene Ontology annotation, cellular component: cytoplasm. The record is from RefSeq and is a predicted model, not a curated record.